Aspergillus fumigatus Af293 is the source of this 291-nucleotide messenger RNA. RefSeq lists its product as uncharacterized. Bases 1 to 291 code for a protein of 96 amino acids. The transcript has 2 exons. The record is from RefSeq and is a predicted model, not a curated record. Lineage: Eukaryota; Fungi; Ascomycota; Eurotiomycetes; Eurotiales; Aspergillaceae.
AUGCACGAAACAGAUGGAAUACUGAUGAAGCAAAUGAAUGCAAGGGCUCAGUUGAAGUCUUUGGAAGGGGCCAAUAAGGCGGAGAUGAAGGGUGGGGACGGAAGACGAAAUCUAUCUGAUGGUAUCAGCAACGAGCGUCAGGAAGCAGUCGGUUUUGACCAAAGAUUCCUCUGGGGACUUUAUGUUUGUAAUGCCCCUUCCCAAUUUCUUGAAGAGAUUAUUCGAGUACGUGUCAAAGAAAUGGAGGGAGGGAGGAAUGGGUGGAAUACAGACGACCUGUGUGCUACUUAA